Monopterus albus (swamp eel) is the source of this 3312-nucleotide messenger RNA. It is a transcript of the gene mybl2b, whose product is annotated as v-myb avian myeloblastosis viral oncogene homolog-like 2b. The record is from RefSeq and is a predicted model, not a curated record. Gene Ontology annotation, biological process: regulation of DNA-templated transcription. The transcript has 15 exons. Bases 527 to 2440 code for a protein of 637 amino acids. NCBI's taxonomy places the organism in Eukaryota, Metazoa, Chordata, Actinopteri, Synbranchiformes, Synbranchidae. Gene Ontology annotation, molecular function: DNA-binding transcription factor activity, RNA polymerase II-specific; RNA polymerase II cis-regulatory region sequence-specific DNA binding. Gene Ontology annotation, cellular component: nucleus.
GAUUUGUUUUCUUUGUCGCUAUUAAUUAUUUUGCAUUUCCGCGUACACUUUUCCCUCAUUUAAUAUAUUAAGCGUUUGUCAUGUGUAUACAUGGCAAUAUACAGGGUCUAGCUCCUGGUUUGUAAAAUUAAGUAACCUAAUUUCAUAGUGGGGUUUAGUGUGGGAGCAUAAUGUUUAGAUUUUAUUUUGAGUAAUAGCAGAACCGUAUGUAUUUUGAAGAUGCGACCGGAAGUUGUCUUCUGGCUGGACGGCCCUACGCGCACAUCUAAUGCGCAUUACGUCACUACCCCGUUUCUACGUUGGAGAAGGGCGCGAGAUAGAAAUCCAGGAGCGCGGACAACUCGGGUUCUCCAGAUGUUCACAACAAUAGUAGCUGGCACUGAACCGUGAUCACGAACACUGGCUGCUUUUUGAAAAUAUCAGACACACGGAAUACAGCGGUACAGUACUGAAUGUACGUGCACAUGACGUGCAACGGCAGCAGGACAUAUCACCGUGUGACCGUAAGCAUCAGAAACAGAGGGAAAUGUCUUGGCGGCCGCGCGGUGAGGAUGGGGAGGAGGCCGUGCACCCAGACACUGAUUCUGAUGUGGCAGAGCAGAGAGAUGGUGGGAAAGUGAAGGUGAAAUGGACACAAGAGGAGGAUGACAAACUCAAAGCUCUGGUUCAAAAACGGGGACCAAAUGAUUGGAAAUAUAUUGCCAGCUACAUACCAAAUCAUAGUGAACACCAGUGUCAGCACCGUUGGUUUAAGGUCUUGGAUCCAGAACUGGUUAAGGGUCCUUGGACUAAAGAGGAGGAUGAGAAGGUUAUAGAGCUUGUAAAUUUGUAUGGCAACAAACAGUGGGCAAUUGUAGCCAAGCAUCUGAAAGGCAGACUGGGGAAGCAAUGUAGAGAACGCUGGCAUAACCACCUCAACCCCGAUGUGAAGAAGUCCUCGUGGACUGCAGAGGAGGACCUCAUCAUCUACAAGGCUCACUGCUUUCUUGGAAACCGCUGGGCUGAGAUUGCAAAGCUGCUCCCUGGAAGGACAGACAAUGCAGUGAAGAAUCACUGGAAUUCAACCAUCAAACGCAAGUUAGAGAUGGGCUUCUAUGCUGGGGAAGUCUUUAAGCCUAAUGAACUUGAAGAGCUGUUGGCCUGUGUUAAUAAAGAUGUACAGAUGCCUAGUUGCUCGCAAGAUAUUUCAGAUAAGAAUCCAGAGCAGAAGACACAUCUUUCAUUGCUGGAAGCACCGAUCUCAGCGCUUGUUGAAGCCACCUCCAGUGAAGCAGGGCCAUCAAAGAUUCUCGCGUCGCCAAAGGACAGCUUGAGCCCCAAGUCUGAAGCAGACACUUCUGGAGAUGUUAACAUGACCAGCUGGGUGGUAGACAGCUCUGGGCUUCUCUCUCCCAGUGGCCCAGCACUGAAGGAAGUGCUGGACAUGGUGGAUGGGGAUCUCGAUGGCUGGUGCAAUCUAGCAGCAUUUGACCUGCCUGAGGACAGUCCAAGCCCAGAUCGUCAUCAGUUUCGUCUGGAGGGGAGCGCCUUGCAGGAGCUGAGCAAGUGCAGCAAAGGGGAACUUAUCCCCAUCUCUCCAGGAGGGGUCACGCCGCCAACCAUACUGAACCGCCGAAACAGGAGACGCAUUGCUUCAUCUCCCAAUACCAGUAACUCCAUGACUCCUAAGAGCACUCCUGUCAAGAUCUUACCCUUUUCACCAUCUCAAUUCCUCAACAUGUGGACCAAGCAGGACACUCAUGACCUGGAGAACCCGUCCCUCACAUCCACACCUGUGUGCAGCCAGAAAGCCAUUGUUACUACGCCACUACAGCGAGAUAAGACCCCCCUCACUCAGAAGGAAAACUCAGUAUUUGUUACACCCAACCACAAGUCUGAACUCUGUAUGACUCCAAGAACUCCGACACCGUUCAAAAACGCCAUGGAGAAGUAUGGUCCUCUGCCACCUCUGCCUCAGACUCCAAACCUUGAAGAUGACAUAAAUGAGGUCAUCCUGAGAGACUCUGGAAUCAACUUGGUCGUCGUACGUUCGACUCCACCUGAGCAAAGACGCAAAACACUGCAUCGCCCUCCUAUGAAGAAAGUGCGAAAGUCACUGGCCUUAGAUGUCUUGGACUGCCAUUUGCUGCCUUUAUAUAAACGCAAAUCCAUAAAAACUGAAGCCAAACAAAGCAUUAAGGAAGAACCUGUUGUAGCUCCUCUCAGCUCCUCAUCAUUUUGUAGCAAGCAACAUGAAAAUAUUUUGGAUCAGGGCUUCCUUUUGGGUCCUAGUGACAGUGCCAUGUUUCCCAGCACUAUGCAUCCAGUUCCAAUGUCAAAAGAAUGGGAGACAGUUGUUUGUGGACAAACUAAAGAUCAGCUCAUAAUGACUGAGAAGGCCAGACGCUACCUUCGCUCACUAAAAUCCAAUGCACCCAGCCGGGCUCUGAUUCUCUCCUGAGGCGGUGCUCAUCUUUACAACACAACAUGUUAACACAGAGAGAACUUUAUAUUAAAAUCAGUUGCAGUGCUGGGGAAAAAAAGAAUAUGUCAUGUAGGUUUAGUGCAGUUUUCGAACAGGUGAUUAGCAAUCAAAACAUUGCAUUGUGUAGCUCUGUCAAUAAUAUGCAAGAGAAUGAUGGUUUUAGAUUUACUCUCUCUCCAGUGGCCUUGUGCUAAGCUUGAAGAUUGCAUUUCAUUCUAUUGUCACUUGCAUUUGAAAAGAACAAAAAAAUCACUGUGAUACACUUUUGUUAUCACUGAAAAGACAUAGUUUUAUAUUGCAUAAUGUAUCUGUAAUUUAACUGUUUUAAAAUUGAGUACAAACCCUCAGGUUGAACCUUCAUACCUGAAUGUGUUAUAUAACAUACUGUAGUUUUGAUUGUGAUCAGUCAUAUGUCUUGGGAUGAGUGAUCAACGUUGAAAAUGUUAAGUGGACAUUGUCUUGUAAGAUUUGUUUAAUAUACUGUAUGUAUCAAUUGAUAAUAUAGAUUAAGCCUUAGAAUUUCACACAGGGUAAAUAUUACAUAUGUUAAAAAUACAAUAGCGAUUGCAGCACACAUCAGUAACCUAUCCAGGUGACAUUCAACUUAUUAAGAUCCAAUGUGGGGAUGAAACAAUUGGUUUUACAUGCAAUACUGAAGUAGCUAAGGUGUAAUGGUGACAUGGAAACUAUACCAACUUUUGAUAGCCGUGGUAUUAUGUUAUUUGGCAUUUGUAAAUAACAUUUUGUUGAGAGAUUUAAUAAAACACCAAUAAUAUUGUAGCACUGAAUGAGAGACACUUGGCAGAAUCCCCAACGCUUGAGGGAUUUUGUGAUGGCUGUGGGUUACC